This is a messenger RNA of Podarcis lilfordi (Lilford's wall lizard), 2393 nucleotides long. The record is from the annotation of a GenBank genome assembly. NCBI's taxonomy places the organism in Eukaryota, Metazoa, Chordata, Lepidosauria, Squamata, Lacertidae.
AUGAAGAUGCUCUACGUUCUCUUUGCUGUUGCCUUCUUGGUCUACCAGGUCCAGGCCAAUCCCCAACCACCUUCCGAGGAUGAAGCCAAGGAGCCUCUUGACCCUGAAAUGAAGUUGAAAGAGGGUAAGUUGGGCUGAAAAUGGUCAUUCUUUCAUACUGCAGCUUGUGGAGGAAUCCUAGAAUCACGGUUAGAAGUACAACUCUAGGUUAGCUCAGCCAUAUUAUUGCAGAAAGAGAAUUCUUUUGACUUACAAGCUUUAGUUAUCAUGGACUUUCCAGUCUCAUAGGAAGGACCUGGGCAAUCUGGUUCAUUGUCCAGCUCUUCCUGAUGCAUUUACUUCUUACUGAGUUUGAUGGGACUUUGUGUUUUAGGACUUUCUUCUUGACCUUCCUUCAGCGGUUGGGAUGGGCUGUUUCCCCCCCAGAAUCCCUCAGAAGCAAUCUAUCAGAAGCUUCUUUGUGGCAGUGGUUGAGACUGGAAUCCAAAUUUGCAGGGCAUCCCUAUUUCCAUGUCCUCUCUCUCCCUCUCUCCCAAACCCUUUCCCUAAUCUUAGUGCCAUCACUCCUGCCAGCUCCAGUCUCAGACGACUCUGGGGUUGCAGCACUCAUCUCACUUUACAGGCUGAGGGAGCCGGCAUUUGUCCGCUCUGCAGACAGUUUUUCUGGGUCAUGUGGCCAGCAUGACCAAGCCGCUUCUGGUGCAUUGGAACACUGAAACCAGAGUAGUGCACAGAAACGCUGUUUACCUUCCCGGGGAAGCGGUACCUAUUUAUCUACUUGCACUUAUUGGCAUGCUUUUGAACUGCUAAGUUGGCAGGAGCUGGGACCGAGCAACGGGAGCUCACCCCAUCAUGGGGAUUUGAACCGCCAACCUUCUGAUCGGCAAGCCCAAGAGGCUCAGUGCCUUAGACCACAGCGCCACCCGCAUCCCUUGCACCACCCAUGUCUGUUAUUACAUGUCAGGGGUUCUGGGACAGAGGCACAGGGUAGGCAGGAGAUGGAGAGCGAUGGGGAUGAAUCCCAGGACAGCGAGGAAGAGGAUGACAAUGACUCACGAGAUUCCAUGAGUCUUUCCAGCGAAUCAGAGGAUUCCCAGAAGGGGGCGCCGGUGGUCAAGCCCAGGGGAGCCCCAGGGGGGACGUGUCAGGAGCAGGGGGCCAGCUGAGCAUCCCAAAGUGGCAGCUGGGUGUCAGGACCAGCCUCCCCGCCAGAGUGCAGCGAAGGGGGGUGGAAGUUUCAGUGUGUCAGGGGAAGCGGCUCCGGCAGUAGAGAAAGGAGGGAGGUCGGAGCAAGCCAUCCUCCCGGAAGGGGAGGGGAGCAGUGAAGGGAGGAGUGUAGCUGUUGAAAGGAAGGUGAGAGGCUGGGCGCGCGCGCCACGUUCAAAUGUAGAGGCGCGCGGAAGUACAGGGAGCCCGGAGGAGGGGCCAGGUCCCAAAGCCCGCAGGAGGGGGCAAGAGCAGUCUGAUUCCGCGUCAGAGGAAUCCAGGAGGGGCGAAACCCCAGCGGGCAGAAGGACCCUGCGGAAAAGGAAAGAGAGAAAGAGGUGGAGCAGCGCAAGCCUCUUAAAUUGGUGCAGGGGAGGGACGGAUUCAGAGGGGACUUCAGCGGUCUAAGCGUAGCAGACGUAGGGCUGCGCGCCUAGGAUGUCAAGCAAACAAUGAACUGCAAUAAACACUUUUGUAUAUAAGAAGACAUAGGCGUUGGUCUUUUGUGAGCUGAGACUUGAGGCAGCCCUGACAUUACAUUUCUUCAAAUACCACAAAGCUUCCACCCCUCUCUAAUCACAGACUCCUCCUGGUCUCUGAUUCUUGUUGUCAAACUUGCCAACUCCACAUAGGGUAUGAGGAAGGAUGUUAGGUGUAAUUUGCAGCAGGAUAAGGGGAAACAAGGAAACCAUGGAGGGUUAGUGGGGAAGUUCACAUUUCUUAAAAAAUAUUGGGGGAAACCAAAUAUGUAAUUAACUUUUGAAAAUCAAAAGAAAAUUGUAAAAAAAAGGGGGGGAGGCAGGCAAAUGGAAGCUGGCUGGAAGCAAUCUGAGGUUUGGGAGUGGGGAGUGCCCAGUUUGCCCUAAUGGAACUGAACUACUUUCACCAUCAUGAUGUUCUGCCAGCCAGGAUCUCCCCUCACAUAAACUUAAGUUCCUGAGGUCUUUGCUGUUUUCUAUGUCUAUUGACCCUUGAAGAAUUUUCACGAAUUCUGCUUUCCUCUUUUAUAUGCAGACCCUGGGCUGAUGCCCCCGCCAGAUGAUUCUGAACGACUUAAGGUGGUCCUGUGCCAAGGCUUCAAUGGAUACUGCCUGCCCCGGGGCUUCUCAUGUCACAAUGGCUUGGUAUUCGCAGAAGUGUUUAACAACUGCCCGUUUUCUGCAGUUCUGAAGUGCUGCGUGCGCUGA